Terrapene triunguis (Three-toed box turtle) is the source of this 1030-nucleotide messenger RNA. It is a transcript of the gene PPCDC, whose product is annotated as phosphopantothenoylcysteine decarboxylase. Gene Ontology annotation, cellular component: phosphopantothenoylcysteine decarboxylase complex. Lineage: Eukaryota; Metazoa; Chordata; Testudines; Emydidae. Gene Ontology annotation, biological process: coenzyme A biosynthetic process. Gene Ontology annotation, molecular function: FMN binding; phosphopantothenoylcysteine decarboxylase activity. The record is from RefSeq and is a predicted model, not a curated record. The coding region runs from base 112 to 744 and encodes 210 amino acids. The transcript has 7 exons.
CUACAUCUCCCACCAUGCUCUGCUCGCGCGGCCGCUUCCGGUGCAGGCAGCACUUCCGGCAGUGCGCGGCCGAGCGCAGACGCCUGGAUUUGAUUGUCGCCAAGGUGCAUAAUGGAGCCCUUAACCCUUUCAGAGCCACAGCCUUCCCCACAAAACAGCUUGCCCACACCACAAAAGUACCACCAUGUCCUGGUUGGUGUUACUGGAAGUGUGGCUGCCCUGAAGUUGCCUAUUCUUGUCUCGGAAUUGCUGGAGAUUCCUGGGCUGAAAGUGCGUGUGGUAACAACCGAGAGGGCAAAACAUUUCUACAACCCCCAGGAGAUUCCCGUAACCCUCUACAGUGAUACUGAGGAAUGGCAGCUGUGGAAAGGGCGUACGGACCCAGUCCUCCACAUCGACCUGAGGCGCUGGGCCGACCUGAUGCUAGUGGCUCCUCUUGAUGCAAAUACACUGGCAAAAAUAGCAAAUGGCAUCUGUGACAACUUACUGACCUGUGUCAUCCGCGCAUGGGAUAUGACCAAACCCCUGCUGUUCUGCCCUGCUAUGAACACAGCCAUGUGGGAGCAUCCUAUUACAGCUCAGCAGGUGGAGCAACUAAAGGACUUUGGCUACACGGAGAUCCCUUGUGUGGUGAAGAGGCUGGUGUGUGGGGAUGAAGGUCGAGGUGCCAUGGCAGAAGUAUGGACCAUUGUGGAGAAGGUGAAGGCUAUCCUUUCAGAGCGGGACUUGCUGACACAGAGCUGAUUCCUUGAUGAGAAAAAAAUACAUUGAAAGAGAGCACACAAGGCCUUGUAUUGACCUUUGCCCUUUUGUAUCCAUUGAUGUGUGGAGAUGCAGACGUCAAACAUAAACCAAAAUGAACUUUUGGCUCUGCCCGGUGGUGUGCUGCAGGUCUUAGAAUCAACACGUUUGGCCACUCUGGAAAGCCUGGGGAAGCUGUUCCCAAGAGACUUUAAUGCUCCUUUUGAAAUUGAAAAUGAACUGCAUGAUAUGAGGAAGUUGGGAAAUCCUGACCAUGGACACCAGCCGU